Molecule: messenger RNA, 2989 nt
Organism: Humulus lupulus (European hop)
Lineage: Eukaryota; Viridiplantae; Streptophyta; Magnoliopsida; Rosales; Cannabaceae
Exons: 15
Coding region: 225-2432 (735 amino acids)
Biological process (GO): biosynthetic process
Cellular component (GO): eukaryotic translation initiation factor 2B complex
Molecular function (GO): translation initiation factor activity; translation initiation factor binding; guanyl-nucleotide exchange factor activity
Source: RefSeq, a predicted model, not a curated record
GAAAAAAGAACCGAAUUUCAUUGAUUCUUCUGAUAGUUCUCACUGACAGUCUGACGGACGGGAAAGGGUUUUGAUUAGGGUUUUUUUACCCCUAAAAUCUCACUAAUCGAUCAAAAUAUUAGGGUUUUAUUCAAUCGGCAAUCUAAAAUUAGAGUCGUUUCUUUUGUAAUUUCUGAUUGGUUUCAUUAAAUUUGUCUGAAGAAGAAGAAGCAGCAGCUGCAACAAUGGGUGUUCAGAAGAAAGGUGCAUCCAGGGUUUCAGAGGAUCCUGAGGAAUUGACACGCGUCCCCUUGCAGGCCAUUCUUCUGGCUGAUAGCUUUGCUACCACUUUCAGACCCAUCACCCUUGAACGCCCCAAGGUACUUUUACCAUUAGUAAAUGUCCCAAUGAUCAAUUACACCUUAGCAUGGCUUGAAUCAGCUGGUGUUGAGGAAGUCUUUGUUUUCUGCUGUGCUCAUUCCAAGCAAGUGAUUCAUUACUUGGAGAGUACUGAAUGGUUCUCUCAACCAAACUUCUCAGUACAAACAAUAGAGUCACACAAUUCAGUGAGUGCUGGAGAUGCUUUGCGGUUGAUAUAUGAGCGCAAUGUGAUACAUGGAGAUUUUGUCCUAAUUAGUGGAGAUACUGUGAGCAACAUGUCGCUUACUCAGGCACUUCAAGAACACAAGGAUAGAAAGAAAAAAGAUAGUAAUGCUGUAAUGACAAUGGUGAUCAAACGGUCAAAGCCUUCUGUGAUCACUCGUCAAUCCCGACUUGGUACUGAUGAACUUUUUAUGGCAAUAGAUCCUAAUACCAAGCAGCUAUUAUAUUACGAGGACAAGGUGGACAAUUCAAAAGGAGUUAUAUAUUUGGAUAAGUUGUUGCUUGCUGAUAAUACUUCACUUUCACUGCACAAUGACAAACAGGAUUGCUAUAUUGAUAUAUGCUCUCCAGAUGUCCUCAGUCUUUUCACGGACAAUUUUGAUUAUCAACAUUUACGACGUCAUUUUGUCAAGGGAUUGCUUGUUGAUGAUAUUAUGGGGUACAAAAUUUUCACACAUGAAAUUCACUCGAGUUAUGCGGCUAGGAUUGACAACUUUCGGAGCUAUGAUACUGUUAGUAAAGAUAUAAUUCAGCGCUGGACUUACCCAUUGGUCCCUGAUGUUAUGUUCUUUGGAAGCUCUGUAACUAAAUUAGAAAGACAAGUAAUGCACCGAGCAUCAGAAGUGGGGCAAUCACGUUCUGUGCAUAUUGGUCCAUUUUCUGUUAUCGGAGAGGGCACUAAAGUUGGGAACAACACCAGUAUAUCAAAUUCAGUUAUUGGGAAAGGGUGCACUAUAGGAUCCAAUAUUUCUAUAGAAGGUUCCUAUGUAUGGGAUGAUGUUAUUAUUGAAGAUGGCUGCAAGCUAACCCAUGCCAUAGUAUGUGAUGGAGUGAUAAUGAAAUCUGGAGCUGUUUUGGAACCGGGUGUAGUUCUGUCAUUUAAGGUUGUAAUUGGACCACAAUUUGUUGUUCCUUCAUAUUCAAAAGUAUCUUUAUUUCAACAGCCUACUACACUAGAUAGUGAUGAAGAGCUGGAAUAUGCUGACAAUAGCAGUGGCGUUGUUGAAAUUCCACCUGUUGAUGGUCCUAUGGAUAAUUCAAAUGGGGAAAUAACAUCUGAAUUAAAGACACAAUGCUGGCCUACAUCGCAACUUGGUGCUGGAGGAGUUGGUUAUAUUUGGUCAUUAAGUGAUGGAGGCCAUGAUGAAGAAUGGAGGCAUUCAGUUGCUCCCAUUACUGCUGAAAAACUUGCCGAAGUAACAGAUGCUAUGGAUGAUGAUUUAGAAUUAGCUCCAGAUGGCAGUAUUCUCCCACCUUCUGGAGAUCUGAAACAUGAUUCUAAUGAUUCAGAAGAUGAUGAUAACAAUGGCUUUAGGGAUGAUUCAAUUGAUUUUGAGAAGGAGGUUGAAGCGACAUUUUUAAGAGCUGUACAUGAAAAUAUUAAAGUAGACAAUGUAAUCUUAGAAAUCAAUUCACUUAGGUUGUCAUACAACAAGGUAACUGCAGACUGUGCUGGAGCUCUCUUUUAUUCCGUGAUGAAAUUGGCACAAGAAUCUCCACUUAAUACAGCUAGUGAAUUGCUUCAACAUACUUGUAAUGUAAUUACAAGAUGGAAGAAACUUCUGAAGUAUUACCUGGCAGAUAUAGAUGAGGAGAUUGAGGUAAUACUAAGAUUUGAAGAAAUGUGUUUGGAGUCUGCUAAAGAAUUUUCCCCGUUAUUUACGAAGAUAUUAUGUCACUUGUAUGACCAAGAAAUUAUACAAGAGGAGGCAAUUCUAAGGUGGGAUGAUGAAAAGAAAGAUGCAGAUGAGUCUGAUAAAGUUUUUGUAAAACAGGCCGAAAAAUUCAUUCAAUGGUUGAGAGAGGCACCUGAAGAGGACGACGAUGAAGAGGAGGAAAGGGAUGAGUGAGUCGUAGGGGUUAUCUCGGCGACUCCUAUUCUUUCAAUGGAGGAUGUGUCAGUGUCACAGACAUGUUGAUGUACAAUUUCUUACAGUGGUAAUAUUGUACAAAAAGGAAAUGGGGCUCUCGAUACAAAAGAAAGAAUGAAACUCGGGAACUCGUAAAAAUCUUGAAAAAUUCAGUGAUCCAUGUAAAAAAGAAAUCUCAAAUUUCUUGCACCCAUCAAUUUUGCCCGAUUUUGUUUACCUUUAUAAUAAAAUUUUGUUGUCUUUGAAAUCUAGUGUGGAAUUUGAUGUGAGAUUGAUUGGUGUUGAUAGAAUCAUCACUAAAGUGGUCAUUACUUUUAGCUUAAUUCAUUCUAAUGUGGCAGUCUUUUCUUCUUUUCUAUUUUUGGAGCUUUUCCAAAAGUGCUUUGGAGUUAUUUUGUAUUGUGUUGAGGGCUGUGUGGAAUGAUCAUAACAAACUGGGUUGUGUUUGGUUUGUAGAGUUUGCUAAUUUCAUUCUUCUCAAAUGAACUAUGAUGAUAUGGAGCCUUGUGUAUCUUUGACUAAGGCGCGUUGAUCUC